GGAAACCAGGUCAUCCACGAAGCAAGAAGCUUCGCUAGCUAGCCGCCACUCUAGACCUCACGCGCUUACGCGUCGACUAGAAAGAGAAAAUUAAACAAAAAGAAAAAUUUCCAAAUAUUAAUAUUUUUUGACUUCAAAUCCAAGUACCGCCAACGUGAAUUCCUGCUCUUAUUCGCUGUUCUCUUCAUUAAUAAAUAUUCUAAUUCUAAAUCCCCAAUUUCUUUCAUUCAAAUUUCCCAAUCCCUUGUUUCUCUCUCCAGUUCUCCUCUCUCUCUCUCUGUUUCUCGAAGAUCGAUCGAAGAUGGCUUCAAAUGAUCCGAAGAAAAAUGGAGGUUUCUUCGCCUCCAUCGCUUCCAGUUUAUCCAAUUUUGGUUCCGCCAUGACCAAAUCCGUCAAUGGUUUGUUGGGUUAUGAAGGGCUUGAAGUCAUUAACCCAGAAGGAGGUACAGAAGAUGGUGAAGAGGAAGCAAGGAAAGGAAGAUGGAAACAGGAGGAUCGAGAUAGUUACUGGAAGAUGAUGCAGAAGUAUAUAGGAUCUGAUGUCACAUCAAUGGUUACUCUACCGGUACUUAUUUUCGAGCCAAUGUCUAUGCUGCAGAGAAUGUCAGAGGUGAUGGAGUACUCUUACCUGUUAGAUCUGGCAGAUGAAUGUGAGGAUCCUUAUAUGAGAUUGGUGUAUGCUUCUUCAUGGUUUAUAUCAGUUUAUUAUUGCUUUGAACGACCAUGGAAGCCAUUUAAUCCAAUACUUGGUGAAACCUAUGAAAUGGUUAAUCAUGGUGGCAUCACAUUCAUUGCAGAGCAGGUAAGUCAUCACCCUCCAAUUGGCGCUGCACAUGCUGAAAAUGAGCAUUUUACUUAUGACCUGACAUCAAAGGUGAAAACCAAGUUUCUGGGGAACUCGGUUGAUGUCUACCCAGUUGGAAGAACACGUUUGACCCUCAAAAGGGAUGGUGUAGUGCUGGAAUUGGUACCUCCUCCAACAAAAGUACACAACUUAAUUUUUGGGCGUACUUGGAUUGACUCACCAGGAGAGAUGAUUCUAACGAAUUUGACAACAGGAGACAAAGUUGUACUAUAUUUUCAACCAUGUGGUUGGUUUGGAGCUGGUCGCUACGAAGUAGAUGGAUAUGUUUACAAUUCUAAUGAGGAACCAAAAAUGUUGAUGACUGGAAAAUGGAACGAGUAUAUGAGUUAUCAACCAUGUGACUUGGAAGGGGAACCACUUCCUGGCGCUGAACUGAAAGAGGUUUGGAGGAUUGCCAAAGUUCCGGAAAAUGAUAAAUUCCAGUACACAUAUUUUGCACAUAAAUUAAAUAGCUUGGACACUGCUCCAAAGAAGUUACUGGCAUCAGACUCACGUUUACGUCCUGAUAGAUACGCACUAGAGCAAGGAGACCUAUCAAAAGCUGGACUAGAAAAGAGCAGUCUGGAGGAGAGGCAGAGAGCUGAGAAGAGAAACCGAGAAGCGAAAGGCCAUCAGUUUACUCCAAGAUGGUUUGACCAGACUAAUGAUAUCAGUCCUACACCCUGGGGGGACUUGGAAGUGUAUUCGUACAACGGAAAGUAUACCGAGCAUCGUGCUGCAGUAGAUAGCUCAAACAGUGAUGAAGUGACCGACAUCAGAUCAACGGAGUUCAACCCGUGGCAAUAUGAAAAUCAGGCAGCUGCAUGAAGAGUUAAAGACAUAAUGUUGUAUGUUUCCCGGUGUAAUAUACCCCAUUUGUUUGUUAUUCUUAUUUUGGUUGUAAUGCAGGAUUGAUAUUAUGAUGGAAUAGGUUAAUAUUGAUAAGCAGUUUUGUUCAGUUAA
Messenger RNA from Morus notabilis, 1807 nucleotides. RefSeq names its product oxysterol-binding protein-related protein 3A. NCBI's taxonomy places the organism in Eukaryota, Viridiplantae, Streptophyta, Magnoliopsida, Rosales, Moraceae. Gene Ontology annotation, cellular component: intracellular membrane-bounded organelle; membrane; cytosol. The record is from RefSeq and is a predicted model, not a curated record. The transcript has 10 exons. Gene Ontology annotation, molecular function: sterol binding. Bases 302 to 1672 code for a protein of 456 amino acids.